Phlebotomus argentipes is the source of this 2498-nucleotide messenger RNA. RefSeq names its product solute carrier family 26 member 10-like. Gene Ontology annotation, cellular component: membrane. The record is from RefSeq and is a predicted model, not a curated record. Gene Ontology annotation, molecular function: oxalate transmembrane transporter activity; chloride transmembrane transporter activity; bicarbonate transmembrane transporter activity. Bases 386 to 2413 code for a protein of 675 amino acids. Lineage: Eukaryota; Metazoa; Arthropoda; Insecta; Diptera; Psychodidae. Gene Ontology annotation, biological process: transmembrane transport. The transcript has 6 exons.
GGAACUCCGAUGUCUUCCGCACUGCUCAAAUUGCGACAAAAAGAUGCUCACCACGUGCUUCGGUGUGCCGAAAAUGACCACCUCGCUCUUGGCGCGUCGCCGUGGCCAAUGAAACAGUGCAGCACGGCGUGAUCGUGUGUGAUGUGGUUGAGAAGUGUGCCUCCGAGUGCGGAGCCCGCCAAAAUCGCCUAUAUUUAGAUAUGCAAUGACCCAUUCGCGACCUUCACUGUAUCGGAGCGUCUAAGUUCAAGAAUGUCUGUCUCACAGCGCAACAGCUGAGAAUCGCGCACCUCCCAUUCAACAUAGAUACAGUACGAUCACCACUGAUCUCUGAACUGCUUGUGCCGCAAUUCGCCGAUCUGUGACGUGAAGAUUACAAGAGGGAAUGUCACUGAAAGGAACAAUUUGCGGAACAAGUGUUGGGCGAAAAGAGUGUGACACAAUGACAGUGCCGAAUGAAUCGAUAGCAGUGAAAGUCACUCGGCCAAUUUAUCGCCUAGAGCAGAUUAAUCAGAAUUUUCAAUAUGAGAAUCCGAAGAAGAGCAAAUGGAAGUCUGUGGUGCACAACGCGAAGCAGGUGGACUUCUUCCGGAGCCUCCUGUCCGUGAUUCCCAUCAUGGAUUGGGGUAGAUCCUACUCGCUGCGUCAGGACCUGCCGCUGGACCUCAUCUCGGGCUGCACAGUGGCUGUGAUGCACAUACCGCAGGGCAUGGGCUAUGCCCUGCUCGCCAAUGUGCCGGCAAUCAUGGGCAUCUACACGGCAUUCUUUCCCGUCCUCAUCUACUUCCUCUUCGGCACGUCGCGUCACAACUCAAUGGGGACUUUCGCCGUGGUGUCGAUCAUGGUGGGAAAGCUUGUGCUCAAGUACUCAGCAGAUCCUAGUCAGUCGACGGACAGCUCGAUGCCCACAGCCAUAGAAGUGGCCACAAUUGUGGCCUUCAUGGUGGGCAUUUAUCUGCUUGUCUUCUACAUCUUGCGCCUGGGCGUCGUGUCCACACUCCUGUCAGACGUCCUCGUGUCCGGCUUCACGACGGGCUGUGCCAUUCACGUGUUCACGUCGCAGAUCAAGGACAUCCUGGGCCUGUCUCUGCCCCAGAUUCCGGGUUACUUCGACGUGGUAACCACGUUCUAUGAGAUUGCGAAGAGGGUGACGGAGGCGAAUUGGGUGUCGUGCGUGAUUUCCGCCGUGGCGAUGAUUGUGCUGAUCAUCAACAAUGAACUGCUGAAGCCACGCCUGGCGAAGAUCACCAUUGUGCCGAUGCCAAUUGAGCUGAUCGCCGUGGUGACGGGAACUCUGGCAUCUCGCUACCUAGAUCUGGCCACAGUGUGGAAUGUGAAGACUAUCCAGGACAUUCCGCUGGGCUUUCCAAUGCUCACGACACCCAAAUUCGCACUGGUGCCGAAGAUCGCAACAGAGAGCUUCAUAAUUGCCAUUGUUUCCUACACAGUCACAGUUUCCAUGGCAUUGAUCUUUGCCCAGAAGUUGCAAUACAAAAUCCGCUUCAACCAGGAACUUCUCGCGAUGGGCAUCGGCAACAUUUUCGGCUCCUUCUUUCAGUGCAUCCCAUUCUGCGCAUCGCUGUCUCGCUCUGUGAUCCAACAAACUGUGGGCGGUCGCACUCAGGUGGCCUCCGUGGUGUCCUGUAGCAUCCUGGUGGUGAUUCUCCUGUGGGUCGGCAAGUUCUUCGAGCCGCUGCCGAAGUGUGUGCUGGCCAGCAUAAUUCUCGUGUCGCUGAAAGGACUUCUCAUGCAGUACAGAGACUUCUUCAGAUUCUGGAAGUGCAGCCAUCUCGACGGCUUCAUCUGGCUCACCACCUUCCUCACAGUUGUCCUCGUGGCCAUCGAUGUGGGCCUGAUUGUGGGCAUUGCACUCAGCAUUCUCACGCUGCUGCUAAAGAGCCUGAAGCCCUAUGUGUGCCUGCUGGGCAGCGUGCCCGGCACGGAGAUCUACUUGGACGUGACCAAGUACAAGGGCACCGUGGAGGUGCCCAAUGUCAAGAUCUUCCACUACUGUGGAUCGCUGAACUUCGCGUCGCGCGAUCAGUUCCGAAAGUUGCUGUACAAGCUCACGGGCCUGAAGGGCAGAAAGGCGCCGGUGACUGAGGAUGGCGUGAAGGAUGAAUCGCCACACGAUGUGAGAUGCAUCGUGUUGGACUUUUCGGCUGUUACGUAUGUGGAUUCUGGUGGUUUUGCCACACUCAAGUCCAUCAUUGAAGAACUGAGCGGACGAUCAAUUCUAGUAUUAAUUGCAGCGAUUUCAUGUCCCGUGUACGAGGGCUACAAGAAGUCCAACUUGUAUGACUUGGAGAAGGAGGGCAUGAGCAAGAACUUCCCAACAAUUCACGAUGCAGUUCAAUACGCACUUGAGAAGAACAUUCCAAUUAGUAUUACGUACGAAUCUAUAAGACUUUAGCAAGUUCUGUCGAGUGAGAAUCUCGUGCAUAUUUUACAUGUAAAACUCUCGAGAAUCAAGUAAAUUAUUAAAUGUCUGUUUUUAU